This is a messenger RNA of Effrenium voratum, 1176 nucleotides long. The record is from the annotation of a GenBank genome assembly. NCBI's taxonomy places the organism in Eukaryota, Dinophyceae, Suessiales, Symbiodiniaceae.
AUGGCAAUGUGUUUUCGCUGCGGUCUUGCUGGCUCAGUGUUUGUUUGCAGCCGAUGUCAUCAAGUCUACUUCUGCAGCCCGCAAUGUCAGAAAGGAGGAUGGAGGCAGCACCGGCCUGACUGUCUCCAGGCACGCAAGCCACAUCCGCGUGUUCGCGUGUACGCGAACCUGGGAGCCCUUCACGGAGAGGUCGACGUUGAGGUCCCUUCGAGUAGCAGCCUGCGAGACAUACGCCAGAAGCUGGCAACCGUCUUUGGCAGUGGCAGCUGCCGCCUCUUUGCUUGUGGGGAGGAGGUUCUCAGUCUCGAGCACUUCUGGGAGGUCCGGCAGCGGGACAUCAUUGUGUCAGCUGGGGUGCCUUUGCGAGGGCCCAGCAGUCCAGAGAGAAUGGAUCAUCCUUCAACCAGGUAUCCUGCGUCUUUGGUUGGCAGCACGGUGGCCCGCAUUGCAGCAGACGACCCUGAGGUUGAACAUCUUUUGCGAGCUCCCGUUCCUAUCGUCGUCACCGGCAGCAAGCUAGCCGACAAGGCAGUGGGCCGCUGGAGCUUUGAUUAUUUGGAGAGAACGCUUGCAGAUGUGGACAACUUCUUCGUGCUUUGCGCUCCGGAAGAGAGCCAAGGGCGCUUUGCCUACUAUGACUUCUCAGAUGGCAAAAAUCCAUGUGCUUACAAUGUCGUUCCGGGCAAUCGCCGUGUUGAGAUGAGAUUCUCAGAGUUUCGGCAGAAGGAGUGGACAGAGCGCAUGUCCAAGAGCUGCACUGCUGGCUUGGCCAGGCCCUUCGGCGUGGCCACUUGCAGAAGGAGGCGUCCCAGUCUGAACGCUGGCGUGCUGCAAGCCGGACAGCAGACCGAACUGCUGGCGCAAAGGCCACGCUUGUUUGCCCGAGCUGCAUGCAACCUUGAAGUUCAGCUGCUGGGCUUGGAUGACAUCGCGCUGUUCACGCAGGAAUGUCCAAGUUUGCGCGAGAAGUUCUUGGAGGGAGCGUUGCUGGGUGUCUACCCUCCAGAGUUCAUCGCUGGCUUCGUGGACACAAUUUUUACGCAGCUGAUGGAGAAGUGUCGGGCGCUGGGGCGCCAAGCCUCAGAGUCAAGGAGCACCGUUACCAGGUUUAUGGCAGCCCUGGGGCGAGCGGUGCAGAACCUGGAGGCAACAGGCGCUGAGCGAGGCGCCGCCUGA